AUGAGUGCAAGUCAUAAAGUCACGGUGGCUCCAGCUAUUACUGGUGAGUUGGAUCUCAACCAUGCAUUACACAUAUUACCACAAAACUUCCAACCAUGGAGACCAACCAUUCUUUCAUAUACUGCAUCCUUAUUCUCAACAGUGGUGGGGUUCCCAUUAGAUUCCAUAAAGACUCGUAUGCAAACACAUCCUUUCAAUGGGAUCUAUGAUUGUCUAACAAAGACGAUAAGAACAGAAGGUGUCAAAGGUUUAUUCAGAGGUGUUACCGCUCCAUUAUUAUCAACUUCAUUUUCCAAAUCCUUGGGUGUGUCGUUAUAUACUGCUGCUAAACCAUAUGCCGCUGCUUUACAACAUUAUACAAUACAACCAAUACAAAGUAAAGAUUCGGACUCGUCAAGAAAACAGAAAAUAAUACUGGCUAUAAAUAAUGCACCGGUGUCUUUCGCUUCAGGUUUUGCUGCUGGUGCUGGUACAAGUUUAUUUGCAUGUCCUUUUGAAUUUACCAAACUAUUUCAACAACUAUAUGUCCUCAUGCAAGCUGAAUUGAAUUUAAACCCGAGAAAGAUGCCAAAGACAACAUUUCAAGUUGCAAGACAAAUUAGAAGAUGCGAAGGUAUGUUGGGUCUUUAUUCAGGUUAUAAAUUUCAUCUUUUGAGAGAUGCAUUGGGGUCUGGGUUAUAUUUUAGUAUUUAUGAAACUUCUAAAAUAUUAAUUGAUGCAUUUUCAGGUGGUGCCAAUGCAGUUAUACCAGGUACCACAAUACCCAUGUCCACAUUAAGUAUUACUUUGGCCGGUGCUAUGUCUGGUAUAUUUAGUUGGGUUUUAGUUUUUCCAAUUGAUACUGUCAAGUCAUUAACUCAAAGAGAUAUAACGUCAAAUAUCAUAAGAGAAUUGGCCAGAAAACCACCAAAACCUUUAUUAAUGAGAAAAUUAACAUUCCCAACAAGACAGAUGUAUAGAGGGUUGAGUGUUAGUGUUACAAGAUCUGUCAUUACAAGUGUUGCAUUCUUUGGAUGUUUUGAAUAUCUGAUGAAACAUAUUGCCUAG
Molecule: messenger RNA, 1047 nt
Organism: Hansenula ciferrii
Lineage: Eukaryota; Fungi; Ascomycota; Saccharomycetes; Phaffomycetales; Wickerhamomycetaceae
Product: Calcium-binding mitochondrial carrier protein
Exons: 1
Coding region: 1-1047 (348 amino acids)
Biological process (GO): transport
Molecular function (GO): transmembrane transporter activity
Source: RefSeq, a predicted model, not a curated record